This is a messenger RNA of Sarcophilus harrisii (Tasmanian devil), 2772 nucleotides long. It is a transcript of the gene NOP56, whose product is annotated as NOP56 ribonucleoprotein. The record is from RefSeq and is a predicted model, not a curated record. Gene Ontology annotation, molecular function: snoRNA binding. NCBI's taxonomy places the organism in Eukaryota, Metazoa, Chordata, Mammalia, Dasyuromorphia, Dasyuridae. Gene Ontology annotation, cellular component: box C/D methylation guide snoRNP complex; small-subunit processome. Bases 1048 to 2664 code for a protein of 538 amino acids. The transcript has 12 exons.
CUCCGGAUGACGCCGGCCCGGCUUCUAAUCUGCCCGAGAUUCGUUUUGUGCGUAGUUACACGCUCCGCUAGAAAGCUGGGCGGGGGGGGGGCGUGUCUUUGUGGUCUUUAUAUAGGGCGUAGCUGUCGCAUACAGCAGGCGCUCUAUAAAUGCUCAUCCAUCGGCCGGCCUGGCGGAUUUCCGCUGGGGACGGCCGAGUUAUGCUGCGGAGUUCCUAGGCCGUCCCGCGGACACGGGGCCUGGGCCUGAGCGCAGGGAAGGACUCGGGCAGGGGCGCUCUUGAGAAACGGCGCCGAACUUUCUGGGUCUCUCGGGGCCUCCCGCAGCCAAGCCCCGGCAUUUUAACCGCCGCCAGAUAACGGUAGUGGGCCGAGAACUUUCUCCGGAAGCACAGAAGCCGCUUCUAGCGGUGACCUUCGGAGGCAGGCGCGAGGGGGGAUGGUUUGUGUGAGCGUGGGGGAGGGAGGGUGGACCAUGGGACCGGAAAAGGAAACGGGCCGGUUUAGCUACUAGGAGAAGCUAUAGUUAGUCACUGGCACGCGCCGAGAGCCCCGACGGGAUAUCGCGAGAACUGGAGUAAGCGCGAGCCCCGGGUGGAGUCCACCCUCCCCCAUCUCCUCCCUCCCGUUCUUCCUUCGCACGUCCCAGGAUCGCUGCGGUUGGCCCUGCGGGCUUGAGUGACGCCUCCUCCCGUAGGUGGAAGAGCCGUCAGUUAUACCGUUUAGUAUCGGUUAGACCUCGAGUAGGCUUUUACGCGGAUUGGUGGCCCCCAGAAGCGCCGCCCCGGAAUCCCGUCAGCCCGCAGCAACGUUGCAAAGGCGGGAAGCAACGCACACGCGGUGGCCUAGGAGGCCCCGGUGGCCCCGCCUUACUUCCGGGCGAGACCAUUUUUUUUUCCCGUCUCCUCCUUGGUCUUUUUAGGCGAUGGUGCUUUCCCCGUCCUCUGAGUGGAGAUCUUGACCCGGAAGAGGUGGGGCUAGCGACGGUUAAGGUUCUUGCGUGUCGGGCGGGAGGCCCGCAUUGCGAUUGGGGCUUCAGGCUGCCGCCAUGGUGCUGCUGCACGUGCUGUUUGAGCACGCGGCUGGCUACGCGCUGCUGGCGCUGAAGGAAGUGGAGGAGAUAAGCCUGCUGCUGCCGCAGGUGGAAGAAUGUGUGCUGAACAUAGGCAAGUUUCACAGCAUUGUCCGGCUUGUGGCCUUUUCCCCAUUUAAAUCUGCCCACAGUGCUCUAGAGAAUGCUAAUGCUGUGUCUGAAGGCAUUCUCCAUGAGGACCUCCGCCUUUUUUUGGAAACCAACAUGCCUGCUAAGAAGAAGAAAGCUUUGCUGGGUGUUGGAGACCCCAAGAUUGGGGCUGCAAUCCAAGAGGAGUUAGGCUACCCUUGCCAGACGGGAGGUGUUAUUGCUGAAAUCCUCAGAGGAGUUCGCCUGCACUUUCACUCUCUGGUGAAAGGUCUUACUGAGGUUUCAGCUUCCAAGGCCCAACUGGGACUAGGACACAGCUACUCUCGGGCCAAGGUCAAGUUCAAUGUGAAUAGGGUGGACAACAUGAUCAUCCAGUCCAUCAGCCUUCUUGAUCAGCUGGACAAAGACAUCAACACCUUUUCUAUGCGUGUCAGGGAGUGGUAUGGCUAUCAUUUUCCUGAGCUGGUAAAGAUUGUUAGUGACAAUGCCACAUAUUGUCGCCUGGCCCAGUUCAUUGGCAAUCGCAAAGAACUGAAUGAGGAGAAACUAGAAGCUCUGGAGGAGCUGACAAUGGACGGGGCCAAGGCCCAGGCUAUCCUGGAUGCUUCUCGGUCUUCCAUGGGCAUGGACAUUUCUCCCAUUGACAUGAUCAAUAUUGAGAGUUUUUCAAAUCGAGUGGUAUCUUUAUCUGAGUAUCGUCAGAGUUUGAACACAUAUCUGCGCUCCAAGAUGGCCCAGGUGGCCCCCAGCCUGUCAGCCCUUAUUGGGGAGGCGGUUGGUGCCCGACUGAUCUCCCAUGCUGGGAGCCUUACAAAUCUGGCCAAGUACCCCGCAUCCACAGUGCAGAUCUUGGGGGCUGAGAAGGCACUGUUCAGAGCCCUGAAGACUCGGGGAAAUACCCCCAAAUAUGGACUCAUAUUCCAUUCAACCUUCAUUGGCCGUGCAGCUGCCAAAAAUAAAGGCAGAAUUUCCCGGUACCUGGCAAACAAAUGCAGCAUUGCAUCCCGGAUCGACUGCUUUUCUGAGGUUCCCACAACUGUGUUUGGAGAGAAGCUACGGGAACAGGUAGAAGAACGCCUAUCAUUCUAUGAGACAGGAGACCCACCCCGAAAGAACCUGGAUGUCAUGAAGGAGGCAGUGAAUGAGGCAGGGGAAGUGGUUGCAGAGAUUAGGAGGAAGCAGGCCAAAAAGGAAAAGAAACGUCUGAAAAAAGAGAAGAAGCGCCUGGAGGCUUUGGCAGCAGCAGAAAACAGCAUUUCUGAGAAUGGACAGGAGACAGAGAAUGGGGAAGAAAAGCCAAAAAAGAAGAGGAAACGGCAGGUAGUAGAAGAGACAGAGGAAGCCCCACAGGAGCUGGCCACCUCCCCUAAGCCCAAGAAGAAAAAGCUCAUGUGCCCAGAAGAGGACGGUGUAGCAGACUCACCCAUGCCAGUCAAGAAGAAAAAGAAAAAGGCCCCAAAGAAUCUAGAGACUGAGGACUAGGAGUGGCUGUGAACCCAGGACCUGAAGCUCCUGGGGCUCAGCAUCUGUGGUGAUUUAGCACCCCAUUCACCCUCCCUUCCCUCAACCCCAAUAAAGACAUGAACUCAA